Wyeomyia smithii (pitcher-plant mosquito) is the source of this 3858-nucleotide messenger RNA. RefSeq names its product focadhesin. The transcript has 5 exons. NCBI's taxonomy places the organism in Eukaryota, Metazoa, Arthropoda, Insecta, Diptera, Culicidae. Gene Ontology annotation, biological process: regulation of post-transcriptional gene silencing. The record is from RefSeq and is a predicted model, not a curated record.
AUGUGUGAAUUUUGUUCAACCCUGUGUUCAUAAUGAUUUUUGACAGCACUCUGUGUUUAGGUUGAGUACAGUGUUUACCUUUAAAUACUGGUUGUGCCGAUUAUUUUAAUUCAAACUCUUAAUUUAUUCAUAUAUCCACGUUUCCUGCUAAAAUGGAUGAUUUCAAAUCAACUAACAAUAAACCUACAGUGUUAUCAACCGCGAAUUCAAUCAACAAAGUGCUCAAAAAUGAAAAAUCGUCUGCCGAUAAAACUGAACUGCUGAAGAGCCUUUGCAAGUCCGAUAACCCUAGAACAGUCCAAUUGGCCGUUCAAGCUUUACUGCAGCUUAUUCGCGAUGGGUCACUUAAUCUCAGUCAAUUGCUUGGAAUUCUGGUGCCGGCUUUAGCAGGUGCAUCUACGGCCACUUUCGCGGCGAUAGCAAAUGGUAUUUUUGAGUUGCUUUUGCUGGAUUUACAGCGACGCUGCAGUGGCCCAGAACGCUACAUUUGCCAGUUCGACAUCAAAUCGCCCCAGCAUCCCUUGAUAGUACUACUAGAUAAAAAAGAUGUGACCAACAUGCUGUUUUUUACUCAGAAAGUUCAGGAGAUCUGCCUGCAUCACGAUCAAAUUAUUCGACGGAACAGUAUAGAGUUUUUACGACCAAUCUUCCUGUAUGUCUUCAACCACGAGAUAAUUCUGCCGGAAAGUAUUAAAAUGUGGCAAGCGUUAUUGAAAUGUUCCGCAAAUAAUGAUUGUGCAAUAGACAUUAUCUAUGAAAUUUUAGCUUGGUCCAAAACGUCAACUAACGAAAAAGUGCUUUUUACAGAUAGCUUACUAAUAGAAGCACUGGACGUUUUACCCAGUGAUAAUCGGUACGAGCAGCUGAGAUGUGAUUUGUGUUUCUAUCUGGCAGCCAUUAGCAAACAAUUGGUUUUGUUAAAUUAUGAUCCGACACAAAACUUCCGCCUAAUCAUGUCUAUUUUGUAUGGCACAAAGAAUAGCAGCAGUUUGGAUCGCACUGUUUUACUAAUGAUAUUAGCUGAACUUCUGCAAACUAUAGCACCCGCUCAUGUUCUGGAAUUGUUGCGGAUAAUACGGUUUUUACUCGACCACGGAUGUAAUCGAUUAAGUCAGUUGAUGGUUCUAGACGGCAUUGUGCAACUUCUAGGACAGCCGACCUUUAUCGAUAGUUAUGUAGGGGAAUGUAAUAUUAUUUUACAAACGUGUCGACAGAACAUCAAUAAGUCGGUUUCAAAGAGCACAAGUACCUAAAAAUUCGUGAUGAACUUUCACGCUGACUUGGCUAAAUAUUAUCAUUUUACACAAUGGUGGUCUUAUUUUGAAAGUAAACAAGUUUUACGCGAGGAUUUGGUGAACCGAUUGAUGAAGAAUUCGAAGUUUGCUCAGAAAAACGAUCUGAUACUACGAGCUUUAUUUCACGACAACGAAAUGCCAUACAUAAGUUGGAAAAAUAUAUUCAAUUGCCUGUUGAAAUUAUCUCGAUCAGAUGAAGCUAUCGGAUCCCGAAUCCGUACACCAAUACUUUUUGCGCUUGCAAAUGAAAAUGGUCCCCAAAUGCGUUUGCAUCUUCUGCAUGCACUAGCUUCAAUGGGUGCAAAGGACCAUGUACUGGGCGUCUUGAAGGCGCUCUCCAAGGAUAUUGAUCGGGCAACAUGUUUAGAUUUGUAUCUGCGCCUAUGGAAGGCAGAGCCGAGAACGUAUCCGUUUUUAUAUGACAUCAUCAAAGACAACAGUUUUCGCCCUGGUAAAGAGGACCCAUGGGAAACAACCCUAGCACGGACGUAUACAAUAAGGGAGAUUUGUUUGACUAAACCUCAGCAGCACGGAGCAGAUCUUGUGAACAUGUUUUCUGAGAUUUUAAGUAGUCCAGAAGACGCAAGUAACGAAGCAGCUGUGGCACUGGCACUCGAUGCAAUUGCUAGCUUGUGCGAAAACCAUGUGAUCAACAUUGUCUCAACUUGGAAAGUGUUGGGAUUCAAAUUUACGAAGGAAAAGCGACCACGCGUUAUUCGCAGCUUAUGUAAGUUUUUUGUCAAUGUUGCCUCUAUACAAGUAAGCUCGCUUGAGCAGGAAAAGCUAUUGAACGAAGUUAUUAUUAAACUAUGGCAGUUUGUUACUGACUUUGAUGAUCGUGAGGUGAUAGUUGCUGCGCUUGAGGCUCUAAAAUCUUUUCCACCGGAAAUGAUGAAUAUAUUUCAAAUACCUGAUGUGUUUCGACAGAACAUUACUCUUCCCACCGAGGACGAUAACACUUUGGAGGCAAGAGUCAUUCCUGGUGAAUGCUGGGUUCAGCUAGUUCAGUGUGUGAAUUAUUGUGCGGUUGAAGAAGCAGGAGAUUUGGUGGCCUCUCACAUUCGCAACGAGAUGGAAAGUUAUCGGGGAGGAGUUUACUUGAAUCCACCAGGACGACCAGAGCCUACAGCUUUGAGAAAUCUUCCAAACAGAAGCAUUCUGGCAGCCGUUAUUCAACGGUUGAAAACUUAUAAACGUUCUCAAAUCGAUCCGGAUAACAAUGAAGUGCUGAUUUAUAAUCUUUUGAGAAUAGUAGCUAAACGGUAUCCGAAGCCGAUUCCUCCUCUAGACUGGUGCUUUUUGCACGAAUACUUUCAAAGCUGCUUCGAAAUGAAGAAAUAUUGCCUGCAGAUUGCUAUAAAACAGAUGCCAUACUCAGGAACCGCCAAACGAUUGGUCGAAAACUACCUAAACGAAAUGAUUGAAGCUUAUAUGAAGGUGGAGGACGUGCUGACUAUAUUCGAAUUGCUUGAUAUCGUCACCGAGUUCGUGCAAACCGAUAUCUACAAAAGAUUUCUUAACUUAAGCCUACAGUUUCUACUGGAACGUUCUGAGGAUGAGAGUUUCAAAAGCCAGUGUUCACCGUUCCGGACAGUCGUUAGCCAUUUGAAAACGGUUGUCAGUCGGGUGUACCAGAAUGAGGAAAACUUUCAAUAUUUCUGUGCGACUCUGGAGAACCUGUUUAGUAGGUUCGCGGUUGAUAGUAAGCUUUUCUCAGACUACAUCGAGGUGCUGAGUAUGCUUCCGUCGAAAUACGUAGCAUCUUUGCUAAAACCAAGCGGCUGGAUCGAUAAACGAAACUUGGAAAAAUUGCAAAAAUCUAUUUACUUGCAGUUUUCUAUCCACAAAUAUAAUACAUCCGAAGUUGGCCACCAAUUGCUGGGACUUACCGACAUACUACGAACAGUUUCCCAACUGGACCAAACGGACGAGAAAAUACAGCGGUAUUUUCAGCUAUCCUUUAUGGAUUUUGUUGCCUCACAGAACAACCAGAGUAAAAUGCUGACGGAUUGGAUAGCGGAGUUGAUGUCCUACAUUCAAACCGACCUAGCGGAGACAAAAACAACCAAACCAACGAAAGUAGUUUUGUUUAUACUGGACGUGUUUGUGAUGGCAGUGAUAAGCUUGUCUGGUUACGCAGGACUCUUGGCACCAGAUACAGUUGUUGAUUGCGUUGCCAGUAGGUUGACCAUUUUUCCACCAAGUCUUGAGAUGGUUUUCCAGCAGAAUCUUUGGAGGGAAAUAGAAAUCAAGAUUUAUGAAUUUAUGUACCAUUUGUACAAUCACGCAUUGAUUCCAGCUAACUACGCAGAGAGUUUGAGGAAUGCUUGGAUAUGCUGUAAAGAGCAAUCAUAUUUCCAGCAGCCGAGAAUAUGGCCAAAGUUUGUUACUCUCCGGCGAUUGUAGAUUGCGGCACUGGCUAUUGUAAGUACAAGUGAAUGUUAUUUUAAACAAAUGUGAAAACUGAACCUCUAAUGUAUUCCAAAUGCCAAUAGCAUCUUGUUGAAAAAUGGUUUCUUUUUGUGCCUUGUUUAUGAAUAGAAUUUUCAUUUGUAUAACAUAA